AUGGCAGCCAACAUAAAUAUCAAGAAAGUCAUUCUGAUCGGCGGCACAGGAACAAUCGGGUCGAUCAUUCUCAACGGAGUACUGAAAUCUCCCUUUGAAAUCAGCAUCUUGUCAAGAGCAUCAUCAAAGGCAUCAUUUCCAGCAUCGGUUCCAGUCCUCAAAGCCGAUUUUGACUCUGAAGAUGAGCUAGUACGAGCUUUUCAGGGGCAGGAUGCGGUUGUCAGUGCUGUGGGAGGUGCAGGGUUUUCGCAGCAGAAAGCUUUCAUUAAUGCAGCAAUCAAAGCCGGAGUGAAGCGGUUCCUGCCCUCCGAAUUCUCUACCAACACUAGAAGCGAAGCAGCUCGCAACCUGGUGUCGCUAUUUGAAGCUAAACAAGAGAUUCUGAACCAUUUGAAGGAGAAAGAAUCGUCAAGUUUUAGUUGGACGGCCCUCGCAACAGGACCAUUGCUUGACUGGGGAAUCAAAUCUGGCUUCCUUGGGUUUGAUCUGGCCAACAAGAAAGCUAAACUUUGGGAUGGUGGCGAAAUUGUUUAUUCGGCCACAAAUGAAGACGAUGUCGCCAAAGCCGUGGUUUCCAUUCUGCAACACCCGGUUGAGACUGCAAAUAAGUAUCUGUAUGUCGAGACGAUCGCAGUCUCUCACAGGGACAUUCUCAAGUCCUUGAAAGCUGCAACCAGUCAGAAGUGGGAGGUUGAGAACGUCAAAACAGAGGACUUGGUGAAAAUGGGAAAGCAACUUGUUGCAGGAGGUGACUUUAGUGGCAAUUUCUUGCUUGUACAAGCCACUGUCUGGGGCAAUGGCGAGGGAUUACGGCAGAACUUUGUCGUUGACGAAUCUCUUGCGAACUCGUUACUGGGCUUACCCAAGGGCGAUCUGGAGAAGACUGUGAGGAGAGUCUUGAAUGCCUCAGAAAAUCUAGAUGAUGACCAGCGCCAGCAUAGCGCUGCCAUUUCUGAACUCUACCCGAAUGACAAGUCGGAUAAGCUGUUCGAGAUGCCUGAUGAAAACCAAGCAAUCACUUCGGUAGAAAGCCGACCUCCCAGAGUAGCGCCUGGACGGUCCUGCAUUGCAUGUCGGAGACGAAAAAUCAAGUGCGAUAGAAAUCAACCUUGUGCAUAUUGCGUCAGAAUACGAGUUCAGUGUAUCUACCCGGUGGAAGAGCCGAAGAAACAACCCGAUGACAAUGAUGUCCUCUCCCGAUUGAAGCGCAUUGAAAGCUCACUUGCAAGGUUAGAAGCCACCCACUCCAGCAACAACAAAAGCUUGCGUGUAAAUCAAGCCACCACAAGGUCUCAUGAUGAUACAGCCCUCCUUCAAGAGGGCGCCCGCUCUCACGAAAAUGUAUCCCAUACAUAUCAAGAGGGCACAUCCGAUCAAGAACUUCAACACGAAAAGGUCCAGACUACGCCUGGAGGAAGUGGCAAGCUGGUUGUCGAGGAGGGCGACACCAGAUUUGUCAACGGUAGUUUUUGGGCUGAUUUGGAAGAAGACGCUACCGAGCAUGAGGAAGAUGUUCCUUCCACUUCUACUGGACCGGGAACUGGCACUGAAACGGUGCCCUUCAGUCAACCAUCAAACGAUAAUUCGUACCAGCGCUUUAUCUUCGGUAUGACCACAGUCCCACAAGCUAGUGGUCUUCGACAUCUUCAUCCCCCCGAAGCGCGCAUAUUUUCCUUAUGGCAGGUAUACCUGGAGAACGUCGACCCAUUGUUGAAGAUACUUCAUGUUCCUACCACGCAACGUCAAGUACUUAGAGCCAGUGGGCACCUGGACAAUAUACCUCCCCCAGUCGAAACGCUCAUGUUUGCGAUUUACUUUGCAGCUGUGACCAGUUUACAGUGCUCGGAAGCUACGCAGGAACUUCUUCAGCAAGACAGACCCACGCUACUAAACCAAUACAGGAUCGGUGUGGAACAGUCUCUAGCUAACGCGAAUUUCAUGACAGCCCCAGAUGUGGCGACUUUGCAGGCUUUAACGCUUUAUCUUAUAUGUGCGAGGCAAACUGUUGACAAGGCUUUCGUCUGGUCAAUGGUGGGGCUUCUUUACCGUUUGGCGACCAAGCUUGGCCUACAUCGAGAUCCCGCUUCACUUGGACUCCCACCCUUCAUGACCGAGAUGAGGAGACGCCUGUGGUGGCAGAUCUGCAUUCUUGAUGUGCGUAUCGCAGAGGACAACGAUACAGACCCUCUCAUUUGCGAACACAACUUCGAUACCAAAUACCCCAGCAAUGUCAAUGAUGGUGAUCUAGACUUGAAUAUGACUGGAGCACCCAGAACUAGCCACCACCGAACCGAAUUAUUGUUCUGUUUGACUAGGUUCGACAUAAGCUAUACGGCUCGGAAGCUGGUAUUCUCCCCUAAAUUCAGCUCCGACAAUGGCUAUCCUUCCUUGAGCCUUUCGGAAAAGAUCAAUAUGCUUGAUAAUCUCAGGAAAGAUCUAGACGAGAAUUACUUCAAAUAUUGUGAUUUGGAGGUCCCCAUAUGCUUUCUCGCAAUCACUGCGUCGAGACUGGUUCUUGCGAAAAUGAGGCUGAUCGUUCACCAUCCAGCCCGAAACCAGUCCACUGAGCUGUCACAAGCACAACUUGGGGAGCUCGUAUCGACUAGUAUCGACAUCAUCGAAUAUGCUCACGAGCUGAGGACAAAUGUGAAGUACUCACGUUGGGUGUGGUUGUUCCAACAAUACGUAGAAUGGGACGCAGUAGCAUUUCUGCUUUACAGCCUGACCGUUUCAUCUCUACCAACUUUUACACACAGAGCAUGGAGGGCAAUAGAUGUAUUUAUGGAAGACUGGAAGGAUCAUAUCCCAAACGGUCAACGCGAACGGAGAUGGAGGCGACUUCUUGCCCUCCAUGAUAAAGCCAGGGUGAAGCAAGGACACAGUACAGAAUUGGAUGAUCAGCGACCAAGUCACAUUCCAGCAUUCUCUGGAACCAAUGACUUCGAUACAACAAAUUCAGUUCACCAGACAAAUACAUCGCUUUCGAUGUCUCAACCGGUUCCUUCAGAUUUCCAAAAGCAGGUUGUGUCACGUCACAAUCAACAAACAGCAGCUGUCAAUGGCAAUCAAAAUCUACCAAUAAUGACAGGUGCGACCCUUGACGGAUACUUCUCUGACUGGGGCUUAGAUAACGUUUCUUACUCUAUGCCGGAGGCAGCAAGCUGGGACAUGCGCAUCGAUGAGGAUUGGAAUUCUUCAUGGUUCUGA
This is a messenger RNA of Exophiala bonariae, 3207 nucleotides long. RefSeq lists its product as uncharacterized. The record is from RefSeq and is a predicted model, not a curated record. The transcript is spliced from 4 exons. Gene Ontology annotation, molecular function: zinc ion binding; oxidoreductase activity; DNA binding. The coding region runs from base 1 to 3207 and encodes 1068 amino acids. Gene Ontology annotation, biological process: regulation of DNA-templated transcription; DNA-templated transcription. NCBI's taxonomy places the organism in Eukaryota, Fungi, Ascomycota, Eurotiomycetes, Chaetothyriales, Herpotrichiellaceae.